AUGAUCCUCAAAAGUAAACGCGCCCUCAAAGAGACUCCCACUGCCGUCCUUGGCGAAAAGUCGACGAGAGAGCUGAACCCCGGUCACAGAAAGGCCAACGCCCUUGCCCUUGCCGAAGAGGCCAAAGUCCGAGAUCGAGCCUACACCAAACUCGAUACUUGUCACCGUCGUGGUGCGCGCUCGACUGAUCGACAAAGGCGCAGCCCCCGUCAGAAAUAG
Molecule: messenger RNA, 219 nt
Organism: Linnemannia hyalina
Lineage: Eukaryota; Fungi; Mortierellomycota; Mortierellomycetes; Mortierellales; Mortierellaceae
Source: the annotation of a GenBank genome assembly